Molecule: messenger RNA, 2367 nt
Organism: Leptosia nina
Lineage: Eukaryota; Metazoa; Arthropoda; Insecta; Lepidoptera; Pieridae
Source: the annotation of a GenBank genome assembly
AUGUAUAAUUGUGGUAUGCGACAAAUGGAAGAGAGGCAUGUUGCCAAUCAGAUAGAACUUAUGGUAUGGAGUCACCGUUUAGAUUUAAUAGCGAUUAGCAACUUUAAGGGAGAAGUUCAAGUACACAGACUGCAUUGGCAAAAAGUAUGGACCUUACCACCACCUCAAGAAAAUACUAAAGUUGAUUCAAUGGCUUGGAGACCUGAUGGCAAGGCUCUAGCAAUCGGCUAUAACAAUGGCAGUGUGUAUAUCAUUGAUAUUGAGGAUAAGUCAGUUAUUAAUAACUAUGAUUUUGGCAAAGAAUGUGAGAAUCAGUCAAAGUUCAAAAACUAUGGUAUUACCUGUAUACGCUGGGCUGUAAAGUCGGGUACCCUAGAAAGUGCUACUGAAUAUAAUCUCUAUGAUGACUCUUGUCUUUUCCUAUUAAAACCACCAUUACCAAAUGUCACCUACAAAAAUCAGAGCUCUAAUGAAAGUGAAAUGGAGUUCAAAGAUAAUUCAGAUCAAUUUAAUCAACUAAACUUGUUGAUGGUUGCUUAUGGCACUGGAAAUAUAUUUUUAAGUGUUUUUGGGAGAUAUCCAUAUAGAAGUAUUCACUUGUCGCAGUUUACUAAUGAUCCACAAGGCGACUAUGGAGUGCUUGACAUACAGUUAUCAGAUGAUUUUAGUAUCAUGCAAGUGCUUUUUAUAGAAAGAUCUACGAACAGAAUUUUGGUUUCGGUUGCAAAUACAAGUAUUUUGUCAGCAUAUUCUGAAGAAUUAUCAGUUAUAGCAAACACACAAGGGCGCAUAUAUCAAAUGCUUACACACCUUAAUAAAACAAUGAAAGCAGUAACAGAAGCUUGGGAACAUAUUUUGUUAGAAAUGGAUACAAAAAUGGCACUGUAUGCAUCAACAGUUCCUGAAGGAGGUGUUUCUGCUGAUUUAUUAGAAUUGUUAAUGUUAGGUGUACCUUCAGAUGAUUUAGAGAGAUUUUUACUAAGAGAUUUAACAGCAAAAGGUCUAAAGAAGUUUGGGAGUUCGGUCGAAUUAAGCUAUUCAACUAUACAAAAAUUAGUUCUGAAACAGUUAAAUAUAGUUGGUCAAAAUCUUGUCUAUCAUCUAUCACAGCUAAGGGGUCUUGCUCGAAUUCCAGAUAGAUAUAAGGUGUUGGGAUUGGACGAACAUAAAGUGACUGCAGCAAUAAGAGGUUGCUUUGCAUUUUUGAAUAAGUGUCUUGAGUUGCAGCAAGUUAUUGAUGUAUCAAUGAGAAACUAUAAAGCUUUUUUUCGUUGGUUGUUUGUUGUAAUAGUGCGCUUACUUGAUGAACAAACACCAAGUGAAAUAGUAAAAAUAACACAACAGGAAUUAACACAUAUUGCAGACUUUUUGUACAACUUCGACAAUGUUCAUGAAGAAAACAAUGAUAGUACAUCUGAAAAGCCUAUAAAAUUUAAUUUAGAACGGUUAGGUCAAUAUUUACAAGACCAAGAACUAACUAUUUUUCCAGACGACGAAGAAAAUCCUUGGAAUAAAAUUGUUACGGAAAAUGCUUGUUUAUCUAAAGAAAACGAUACAAUAUUUUCAAUAGACGAAUUCAAAAAGUAUUCUCUCAUACAACAACAAAAACAUAUGACUCAUCAUAUUGAAGAAGUCUUCAAUAUUCACCACAAAGAUAUUGCACAGAAUAUCUCAGUUUUUUAUAACAUUAAAUGCUAUGAUAGUGAUAUUGAUUUAAAUGUGAAAGAAAACCUUAAACUAUCCCAGAUUUUUGAUGAAGAACAACAAAGAUUUAUGAUGGCUCUUGUAAACACUAAGUUACCUCUUCAAGGAUUCUACUUAAUGUCUGUGAGGGUAAAUGAUAGAUUGUGUUCUGCAACAGCUUGCGAAUAUAUUUUUUCAAGAAGUCUAAUAAUUGAUAACAAUGAACAAUCAGACGAAAGGCUAGAGAUUUUAGAUCUCCAAUUCUAUUCUUCAGAAUAUUUGUCAAUGCUUUUAAAACACCCUUAUGAGGACGAUAGCACCUUAUUUGUACAACUUCCUUUAAAAAUUGCUCUCGAACAUUCUCAGGAAUUUAGUAUGAAGUGUAAGAAUAUAAUAUUUAAUGAAGAUAUGCCAAAAGUAGAUCUUUCUGCUUACUUAGAUUCCAGUGUAUAUAAAAUUUUGGACAAAAUGAAUGGGCAUAAAAUAGCUGUUUCCGGAGCGAGAAAAGUAGCAGUUAUUUUAUCAAAUACUCAAAGGAAAGUAAAAGUUUUUGAAACAGAAACAAAUAGUGAAGAAGAGGAUGAUGACAUAUUUGAUAAAACAGCACAAUCAAGUUUAGAACAAAGUGACACUAGCCAUGCAACACCUGGCAGAAGUGACACUAGGGAAAAUAUUUCAUUUUAA